Molecule: messenger RNA, 767 nt
Organism: Callithrix jacchus (white-tufted-ear marmoset)
Lineage: Eukaryota; Metazoa; Chordata; Mammalia; Primates; Cebidae
Gene: CD209
Product: CD209 molecule
Source: RefSeq, marked provisional
AUGAGCGACUCCAAGGAACCAAGGGCACAGCCACUGGGCCUCUUCGAAGAGGAAGAGCUGAUAACCAGCGGUAUGAAUUUUUUUCCAAGAGACUUUGGAUUCCGACAGACUCGAGGCUACAAGAGCUUAGCAGGGUGUCUGGGCCAUGCGCCGCUGGUGCUGCUGCUCCUCUCCUUCACUCUCUUCACUGGGCUCCUAGUGGCCAUCCUUAUCCAAGUCUCCAAGAACCCCAGCUCCCAGAGGCAGGAGCAGUCUAUGCAGGAGACCUCCCAGGAUCUGGCCCAGCUUAAGGCUGCAGUGGAACGCCUGUGCCGCCCCUGUCCCUGGGAAUGGACAUUCUUCCAAGGAAACUGUUACUUCAUGUCUAACUCCCAGCGCAACUGGCACGACUCCAUCACUGCUUGCCAGGAAGCGGGGGCCCAGCUCGUCGUGAUCAAAAGUGAUGAGGAGCAGAACUUCCUACAGCUGCAGUCUUCCAGAAGCAACCGCUUGGCCUGGAUGGGACUUUCAGACCUACAUGAGGAAAAUACGUGGCAAUGGGUGGAUGGCUCACCUCUGUCACCCAGCCUCAGGCGGUAUUGGAACAGAGGAGAGCCCAACAAUAUCGGGGAGGAAGACUGUGUGGAAUUUAACGGCAAUGGCUGGAACGACGACAAAUGUAGUGCCGCCAAAUUCUGGAUCUGCAAAAAGUCCGCAGCCUCCUGCUCCAGGGAUGAAGGGUGGCUUCCCCCCUCCGUGUCUGCACCCCUGACUGCCCACGCAGCGUA